AUGGAAACCACACAAAGCAUUACUUCAGAAUCUUUUAAAGAAACAACAAUAAAUUUAUCAUCAAUCGAUUGGUUUGGCUUUGAUUUAGAUCAUACAUUAAUUCGUUAUCAAUUACACAAUUUUCAUAUAUUGAUCUAUCGAAUAAUAUCGGAUUAUCUCAUUGAAAAUUAUCAUUAUAACUCUGUAUUACAAACAAAUACAGAAUCAAUUCAUGAUUAUGCUGUUAAAGGCUUAAUUUAUGAUAGUUUAUAUGGUGACAUAAUACAAUUGAAUAAUAGUGGUUCGGUUAUUUACAGUUUACAUGGUUUGAAUACUAAAAUUGAUCAAGAUGUAUUAAAACAGCGUUAUCCAGAUAAUUUACAGUCAAUUGAAAAUUCUACGGAUAAACGUUACUGGAUUAUGUUAACAUAUUUUGAACAAGCCGCUGCAUAUUUAAUUGCUAAUAUUGUUGAUUUAAUUGAUAAACAACAAUUAUUUAAUAGCAGCUUCAAUAAUAGUCUAAAAAUAGACGAUACAAAUAAAUAUAGUUUCUUUUUAUCUCAUAUAUAUGCUGCAUUUGAACAUAAUUAUGGUGGUGAAUUUGAUAAAAGUGAUUAUUUUAAUGAAUUACGAACAAAUAUAGGUAAAUAUAUUUAUAAACGAGAUGAUAUUCGAAAUUGGUUAAUAGAAUUGAAAUUAAAAUAUGGAAAAUAUUUAUUUGUUAUAACAAAUAGUAAAUUGGAUUAUACAGAAUUAUUAGCAAACUAUGCAUUUGGAUCAGACUGGCAUUCAUUAUUUGAUUUAAUUAUUGUUAAUAGUAAAAAACCAACAUUUUUUGAUCAGUAUAAUCCAUUUUAUAAAUGUGGUAAUGAAUCUGAGCCAAUUAGUGAUCUAAGAGAAUUAUGCGUAAUUGGUGGUAUCUAUACUGGUGGAAAUAGUAAAGAUUUACAAAUUAUUUUCAAAUAUAUUACGAACUAUGGAUUGAAACAGACCAUUAAUGAUGUUGAUUUAAACACUAGGAAAUCAGAUGAACAUGAACCAAUUAUUAUUUAUUUUGGAGAUAAUAUAAAAGUUAGUAUUAAAGAAUCACUAGACUUGCUAUGCGAAACUAACGAGCACAUAAUUGAAAGGAGGAGUAAAACUUUUUUAUCGUGA
This is a messenger RNA of Didymodactylos carnosus, 1134 nucleotides long. Lineage: Eukaryota; Metazoa; Rotifera; Eurotatoria; Philodinida; Philodinidae. The record is from the annotation of a GenBank genome assembly.